Molecule: messenger RNA, 947 nt
Organism: Porites evermanni
Lineage: Eukaryota; Metazoa; Cnidaria; Anthozoa; Scleractinia; Poritidae
Source: the annotation of a GenBank genome assembly
UUGCGUGAAAAGGAAGCCAAGAUUAAGACUGAGCAAACAAAAGAUUACAACCAACGACAUGCAGUUAAAGAUGCGAGCUACGUCAUCUGUCACCAGGCGAUCGUGUUUAUUUCCCUGAUCGCAAAGAGAACGUGGUGGUAGUAGCCAAAACACCAGAGCCACGUUCCUAUUACCUCGACACUGACUAUAACGCAACGGUUAGAAGAAACAGACGGCAGCUCAAUCCAAACCCUAAAGAAACAAAGUACGCAGAAGGAAGCCCUUUACCCGAUCCUCCUGAAACUUCUAAGGAUCAGCCACUUGUUCCGGCAUAGCCUGCGAAAACAUCCGUUUCUCCUCGCUCUUCGCCGCUGGGGACGUUUCGUGCGUAGGAACGUCUGCGACUCAGCGACAGAAAUUCCAUACUGAUGACGCAGAAUCCGGUCAGAAGUGCUGAUUGGUCGACGGAGUAGUUACAUUGUUUAAGCUUUUGUUUACGAAUGACAGACAAAAGACAAUAGGCCACAAAGGUCAAGAAUGUAAACGCGAAGAAUCUGUAACAAAACAGUCAAUAUUUGUGGAACAUAGUCUUCUCUAGAAGAAGCAUUUUAGUUUUGUUGGAGCUCGUUGGCAGACGAGCACAACACUUUACCAAAAUCGAUCAGAAGACACGUAAAAAUAGACAAAUUUAUAUUUGGAAACUCAAUGACUAUCGGAUUUAUUAUGUAACCAUUGAUUUGCGUCAUCAGUAUGGAAUUUCUGUCGCUGAGUCGCAGACGUUCCUCCCCGCGAAACGUCCCCAGCGGCGAAGAGCGAGGAGAAACGGAUGUUUUCGCAAGCUAGUUCCGGCAGAGAAGAAAGAUGCUUUACGGUCUGCUCAAAAGUCUUCCAUUCCAGUUCCCGUUCCUGGAACUACUACUCGUUCCGGAAGAAAAGUCAACCCGGCCAAGUUAUUAGGUUUUGAUUAG